UUGGGUGGAGUGUGAAGUCCGCUGUGCUGUGUGCGUCCGUCCGUACGCGUCUUCGUAUUUAUAUAAACCGGCUUUAAAAUCAGUAUUUACAUCUUUGUAGCUGUUAGCCUUGGCUCUGAGGUAGCGGGGGAGUUAGCAUUACUGUGUAGCUCUUUAUGUUCGUAGCCGCUUUCUUCCAACGGACCGACGUAGCUGCUAGCUAGCUGGAGUAAAUUUCCCUGCCUGAGGGCUGCUUUCAGCUCGGCUAAACGCUGGUCACAUCCCCGGACGCUGGUUUCCCUCGGUCACUGUGCAAUAACACACGUAGAAUAUGGAUGCCUCUGCAAGACUCAAGAAGGCAAAAGACAUGAAGCUUCAAAGGCCUGAACUCAAAUUGAGCAGUGAUGGACCAAAGCGGAUUCCUGUGUCACACCACUCGCAGAUGGCGGUCGUUACACCAACUCCACAGCAGCGCGUCCUUGGUGUGUCAAAUGGACCUCAGCGCAUUCAGCGACCUGUUAGUCAUCAGAAACCUGUAUCUCAAGUCUCUGCUGCUAUCAAGUCUACAAAGCUCUCUGAUCAGAAUAUUAACCCCAUUACAAGGACUGUAAAUCCUGCAUCUCAGCCCAAAUCUGGUUCCCAGCUAAUCCAGCCAAAGACAAGUGUGGCCAAACUGAAGCAGGAGCUGGUCAAACCACCGGUAGAAUCUGCAAAGCUGGAGAAGCCACAGAACAAACCUGCCAUGAAAGAAUCUGGAGAGGUCCCCUCAUCAAAAUAUGAGAAGCGAUGGAGCCUGGAAAAUUUUGACAUUGGCCGUCCCUUAGGAAAGGGUAAAUUUGGCAACGUUUACCUGGCAAGAGAGAGACAGAGUAAGUUCAUCUUGGCCCUGAAGGUGCUCUUUAAGAAGCAGCUGGAGAAGGCCGGGGUGGAACACCAACUGAGGAGAGAAGUCGAGAUCCAGUCUCACCUCAGGCACCCCAACAUCUUGCGUCUCUAUGGCUACUUCCAUGACACAUCAAGAGUGUAUCUCAUUCUGGAGUUUGCACCCAGAGGAGAAUUAUACGGUGAGCUGCAGCGCUGUGGAAAAUUUCCUGAGGACAGAAGUGCUACGUACAUCAUGGAGCUGGCAGACGCCCUCAACUAUUGCCACACCAAGAAGGUGAUCCACAGGGACAUCAAACCAGAGAACCUGUUACUGGGUGCUAAUGGGGAGCUGAAGAUUGCAGAUUUUGGCUGGUCUGUGCACACACCCUCCUCCAGGAGGUCCACCCUUUGUGGAACACUGGACUACUUGCCUCCAGAGAUGAUUGAGGGAAAAACUCAUGAUGAAAAGGUCGACCUGUGGAGCCUGGGUGUCCUCUGCUACGAGUUCCUGGUUGGAAAACCCCCCUUUGAAACAAAAAGCCACGAUGACACCUACCGCAGGAUAUCAAGAGUGGAGUACACAUACCCUGCACAUUUCGAUAUCAGCGAUGGAGCCAAACACCUGGUUGCCCAGCUGUUGAAGCACAACCCCAUGCACAGAUUGCCCAUCCAGGGCGUCCUGACCCACCCCUGGGUCGUCGAAUGCUCAACCAAGAAGCCCACAACUCUGAACAACGAAGAGCCCAGCCAGUGAGCCUCUUUGUGUUGUCGGUUACUGGCUGGUGCGGAGCAUGAACGCCACUGUGCAGCUGAUUCGAAGAAUCUGCUUGUCCUCCCACUACUUGACUUUCAAAUCACUUGAUGGGGCUGUUUUUGUCAGCGGAGCUUUUGCGCCACCUGGUUUUACCUUCUUCUCCUUCUGACUUUCCCUGUCUUACUAAUGGCUCCUGUUGCCUGUAAAUAUUUCACUGUUUUUGUACAAUUAUGAAAUUUUUAUUUUGUUUCUAAAAAGCUAUUACUUGAAUUAAAAAAUACUCUACUGACCCUUUUGCAAUAGAAUCAUACCAGCCUCAAUGCCCAUCAACACACACUCACAAAGUGAAAACCUGACCAGCAUCACUGUCCAGUCUGUUUAUAAAUAAUAAUUAAUUGAAUUGUAUUUUGAAGUUAAGCAGUAUAUAUUUAUGUAUCCAUAAAAAGUGCAUGUUGUAGUGGUAACUACCAAUGAGGCAGUUUGGCGCUGAUCUCUGUGGACUGUUUUAUUAGAACCAUACAUGGUUCAGUCAUCAAUCUUUAUGGAUGUGUUGCUGUAAUCAGAUUAAAUCCAAAGGAUGUCUUUGCUCUGAUGCAUGAACACUGAGGUAUUGCAUCACAAUGUAAAGAUACUGAGCGCUGAUUGGUCUUAGUGUUAACAUCUUGCAGUGACUGGUAUCAUUCCAUCACGAGAUGGUCUCUAGUUUACUUCUUUGUUUUUUUUUUGUUUUCAACAGAGUUUAAUGUUGUGAAGCUGAAUUCAGGAUGAUGCAGUUAUUUCACAGACAGGUUCAAAUGGAGCUGCCUUUAUCAAGCAGCCAGCAGAGGGUGCCAGGAUACUAAGGUUUGAGGACAAGUAUGUUGCAGAUUAUAGGGAGAAUUAAUGCCACUGUCACUGUUGAUAAUCUAUAAAAGCAAAGUGAGUUUCUUAAUUAAAAUAUCUUAGUUAAAUUAGCAUUUUAUUUGUUUCACAGUAUUUAUGUCGCUGGUAAAUGUUAAGGACAGAAUUCCUGUUUCAAUAAAAUGUUGAAACGUAA
This is a messenger RNA of Platichthys flesus (European flounder), 2633 nucleotides long. It is a transcript of the gene aurka, whose product is annotated as aurora kinase A. Gene Ontology annotation, cellular component: chromosome passenger complex; spindle midzone; spindle pole centrosome. NCBI's taxonomy places the organism in Eukaryota, Metazoa, Chordata, Actinopteri, Pleuronectiformes, Pleuronectidae. The transcript has 9 exons. Gene Ontology annotation, biological process: mitotic spindle organization; protein phosphorylation; regulation of cytokinesis. The coding region runs from base 311 to 1597 and encodes 428 amino acids. Gene Ontology annotation, molecular function: ATP binding; protein kinase activity. The record is from RefSeq and is a predicted model, not a curated record.